This is a messenger RNA of Gryllus bimaculatus (two-spotted cricket), 3585 nucleotides long. NCBI's taxonomy places the organism in Eukaryota, Metazoa, Arthropoda, Insecta, Orthoptera, Gryllidae. The record is from the annotation of a GenBank genome assembly.
AUGAAUGAACCACGCCCUGUAAUGUUUGUUUACGCUGUACGUGUGUUAUAUGAACUCCCUGGCGUUGCAUAUGUUGCAGAGACUAUUGCCAGGGAAAUCUCAAUACAUAGGAAUUUAGUGCACAAAAAUGUUGUAAGACUUCAUCAUUUUUUUGAGGAUAAUGCCAAUGCAUACAUUGUACUAGAGAAUUGUUCGCGCAAGUCCCUAUUUCAUGUGCUGAAGCACAGAUAUUCUGUGACAGAACCAGAAGCUCGCUAUUAUCUCCGCCAGUUGGUGGAAGGCGUUAAAUAUAUCCACAGUCAGAAAGUGAUACAUCGUGAUUUGAAACCAGGAAAUAUGUUGCUAAGUGAAGAUAUGGUUGUGAAGUUAGGAGAUUUUGGCUUGGCUACGUUGGUGGAUGGAAACAAAAAAGUUUCAAUCUGUGGAACUCCCAAUUACAUAGCCCCAGAGGUCUUAAACAAGUUAAGCUACAGUUAUGAAGCAGAUGUUUGGGCGAUUGGUUGCAUUCUAUAUGCAAUGUUGGUUGGCCAACCCCCAUUUGAGACUGCCAGUUUAAAAGAAACGUACUCAAGAAUUGUUAAUAACAAAUAUACUAUUCCGUUAACAGUAUCUGAGAACGGACGAAAACUAAUAAGGCAGUUGCUUCAACCAUUGCCUGAAAAUCGGAUAUUAGUGGAGAAAAUAAAUGGCCACGAUUUUUUUAAAAACGUUUACACUCCUGAUACGCUUUCACCUCUGUGUUGUUACACAGCACCUGCUUUUAACACUGUUUUGCUUAACAGGCAUAUGGCAGAAGGCCUAACCCCUGUAGAUAUGACAUCGAGCGGCAGUGCAAAAGUAGGAUGUAAUACCGCAUCAACUACAAAGCAUGUAACGCAGAAGAAUGCUUUAUUAGCAAAGAUUACCUUCAAACAAAAGAUAAGCAGUGUACUCUGUCCUGAUAAAAUUGGGAGAAAAAAGGAAAACAAUGCCUUAGCAUUAUAUCAUAUUGUUGUGGGUUGCUUACGAUCAAUGCCACUUCCUUCAGAAAAUAGUACUCCAGUUAAUCCAAAUCCUGUAACAUGUUUUCUAAUAUUUGUUUCCAAAUGGAUUGAUUAUUCCAACAAAUACGGAUUUGGCUUCCAAUUAUCCGAUAAAUCUGUUGGUGUUUUGUUCAAUGAUAACACCCGAAUAAGUUUCAAUCCAGACAGAAGCCAAGUUGAGUUCCAUGAUGUCAAUGGAAAAGUAACUGCACAUCCAAACCAUUCAGUACCAGAGCCUCUUCAUCAACGUUUGGCAGUUCUUGAAUAUUUUUUGCAUUAUAUGCAAGAGAAUCUUACAGAUGGUGGUUAUGUGAGCUUACGUUCAAAUGAAAAACACAGAUCUCCUAUCCUGCAAAUGAAGAGAUGGGUGAGAACAAAUACUGCUAUAAUCAUGGAAUUAAGCAAUGGCACUUUACAGAUCAAUUUCUUCAAGGACCAUACCAAGAUAAUCAUAUCUGCUGGAAAGCAUGGCUAUUUAGUAACUUAUAUAAAUGGAGAAAGACAAAGUUGUUCAUAUUGGCUUCACCAGAUUGCACAAGUAGGGUGUGAGAAAAACAUUUCAAAUCGUUUGAAGUUUGCUGCAGCUGUUCUUAGAGAAUUUGCAGAAUUGGAUGGUGAAAUGUUAUGAAAAGAAAACCAAAUACAACUUUGUGUUCAUGGAUGCUUACUGUGAUCCUUGUUUUGGGAAGAAUGUUCCCAAGUUUUAAAUAUCAGAUCUCGUAUUUAGAGUAGAUAUAAAGGGUGGAUUUCACCAUUUAAAGAUGUUAUGUUUUCCAAAGUUUUGUACAGUGUUAUUGUUCUCAAACACAUUUUCUAAAUUAGAGUUUCUGUUCAAUAUAUUUGCCAUUGCUCAUUCACUUAAUUUCUAGCAUUUUGAUUUUACUGGCUAGUUGAAGACUGAGGGUAUGUCUAAUUUUUUCAAAAAUGCACAAUUAGAAAAAAAAUUAUUGGAGGGCAUUUAAUUAAAAUUUGAAAAUAAACAAAAAUGCAUUUAUAUUUUGUUUGAAAUGUUGCACCAGCUUGUGCAAUGUACUUUAAUUCAGUGAAUAUUUUCAUUGCAACAUAAAAAUGUCAGCCAUUUCUAAACAAGAUCUACCCUGUGUGUUUGAGUGAUCUGGAUUUCAGGCCAGAGGACAGAUGAAAAAGAGUUGUACAUACUAAAGCAAUCAUUACUUAGUUAAAACGCUUAGUCAUUGUAUACCAAAAUACAAUAACUGCCAUAUCAUUUAAGGAUUUAGCACAUUUUAGCCACAAUUAAGAAGGCAGGAAUGACCAUUUUUUCAAUUGUGAAGUAGCAAUAAUGAGCAAGAAACAGUUUUUAUGCUGUGUGAAAUAUUUGCCAAAUCUUUAUUGGCUCUAAAGUGAUUUAUAUUCAUGCUCUCAGAAUAAUCAAAAGGCUAAAAAAUUUUGGGUAAGACAUGGAUUUUUGUAUUGCUUUCAUUUUUAUAUGCUAUGAGCAUGCCUUGUAAUAACAUAGUGCAUUUAUAGUGGGAUUGACCAGUACAAUAUGAAGUUUGUUCACACCUGUGAUAUCUGAGAAGAAACAUAGCAUAUUAAGAAAAAAUAGAUGAAUGAAAGGACAAUAUUUUCUAGGUAGUAUUUACCUCACUUUGAUGUGCUUUUAGUAGUUUUAAAUGAAGGCUGUUGGUAUUUUCUCAUCCAAGUGAUGUUUCCUGCCAGAAAUUUCAGUGACUGAGUAAUUUAUAAAUAAUUUAAAUGUAUUAUGUAUAAUGUAUAAAAGAAAUUGAAUAUUUUCUCAUUAUGGAGAUUUAAUGUCACUGCCAUAUUAAAUGGUUUAAUCCAUUUAUAUUAACUUUUAAGUUUUCAAAGUGCUGUUCGUAAUCAAUUGCAUUAAUUUAUUUUAGAAUAAGAGUUGUGCUUUAAUGCUUCUGCCCUCAGAAAGGUGGAAUAUUUUUUGCAUAUGAUAAAUAGUGCCUUAAUUGCUUUUUGAUGUUCAUUUAUACUAAAGAAAUGCAAUUUUUUGUUUAUCCCAAGAGGCAAUUGUUGUUUUGCCAAAGACGUUAGCAAAGCUGGCAUUGAAUGUCUUCCUUGAUUCAAGAGCGUAGGAAUGUUAUAUCAUGUUUAAAAAAAAAUUGCCUUAAUGUUAAGAACACAAGAAGACUGAUUGCCUUAGGAUUAUGUUGGCAGAAUUGGAGUCAUCAAAUAUCUGAGAUUCAUUGUGCUCGAUAUUAUAUAUAUUUAUUCACCUUCAGUUUAUGUUUUCAAAUUUCUAGAAAAUACAUGAAAAAGUCUAAAGGUUUCUCUCAAAAUACAUUUCAUGUUAGUAUCAAUAUUGUUUUAUUCUUGCUUGUGUUGCAUACACAAUGAAUGCUUUAAUUUUCAUCAAUAAAUGAAGAUGUGUACAUUCCAGUGUUGUCAGUUUAUUUAUUUCUGCCCCUUUUGUUUAAAUUGGGAGAAACAAUGAAUGAAGAACUAGCCUGGAUAGCCAAGAUCGCCAAGGCUGAAGAGCUGUAGCACCUCAUGCCUGAAGGGUCACAGGUUCCAAUCCGCUUUGGACAUGGAUGUUUGUGUGUUCAUGUACCAUUAGCAUUACUCCUAAUGU